This is a messenger RNA of Mustela erminea (ermine), 955 nucleotides long. RefSeq names its product translation initiation factor IF-2-like. The record is from RefSeq and is a predicted model, not a curated record. Bases 1 to 942 code for a protein of 313 amino acids. The transcript has a single exon. Lineage: Eukaryota; Metazoa; Chordata; Mammalia; Carnivora; Mustelidae.
AUGAAAGGCCCCUUUCUCUGGAGACCUAUCAGCCAGAGGAAACCGGGGAGUGUCGUCGGGUGCAGAGCGAGUCACUGCGCCCCCGCCCCCACCCCGCGAAUCCGCGACGCCCUCGCUCCCGACCACCAGCGCGCCCCAGAGCACUGGCCGGUCCCCCAGCGUGCCCGGGGAGCAUCCCUGGGCUGCACGUGCCCCUGGGGGACAAAGACGUUGCUCGCCCAGGCUGGACAGGGCGCUCGGAGCCCGGGUACCCGCCGGGCCGCACAGCGACGGGGCUGGGACCGCCCGGCGCGCCGCGGGAAGCUGCCGGCUCCGCCCCCCGCCCCCCGGCCCCCGGGGCCUGCCAGUGGCACGUGCGGCCCGCAGCGCUGGGGGCGCGGGCCACCAAAUUCCAGGGGCGACGCGGCUUCUCCAUUACCUCCGCCCAGUCCGGGCUUCCGCGGGCGCCACUUCCCUCUUCCUCGACUGGGGCCGCGACGUCGCCACGCCUCCCCGCCGCGCUGGGGAGGAAGCGCCCGCUUCCCGCGCCCCUGCGGGCCUGGCGAGGGCGGCUCCGAGCUCCGGAGCGCGGGGGGGCUUGGAGGACCAGUCCCCCAGUCGAUCGCUCUAGCUCCCCGAGACCGUACCCCGACUCGCCAUUUUGGGGUCGAGGUCUGUGGACCUGGCCCGACCGGAAAAGAAAGAAUGCGCUUCCGGCGGCUCCGUGACAGCCACGCCCAGCCAUCGCCCUGUCUCUACCUGUGGCGCCUCGGCGCAGCCGGGCGGGAACAGUGCCGCGGCUCCUUUCCGUCCCGGGGGCGCGGCCUCCUGCUCCGGCUCAGGCCGGGACGCGAACACGCUUUCCCCAGGCGCGGGGCGGGCCCAGGGCAACCCCGGAAGCCUCUGGUCGCCUCGGAGGCUUGUAGCCCUCCGGCUCAAGGUGCCGCGAUCUUGUGGCCUUGACUUGGUCAAGUGC